Molecule: messenger RNA, 1881 nt
Organism: Selaginella moellendorffii
Lineage: Eukaryota; Viridiplantae; Streptophyta; Lycopodiopsida; Selaginellales; Selaginellaceae
Product: scarecrow-like protein 7
Exons: 1
Coding region: 1-1881 (626 amino acids)
Biological process (GO): regulation of DNA-templated transcription
Cellular component (GO): nucleus
Molecular function (GO): sequence-specific DNA binding; DNA-binding transcription factor activity
Source: RefSeq, a predicted model, not a curated record
AUGGAUACUGCUACGGCGCUCUUGAGCCCGACUUCCUCCACAGAUGGCGUCUCCUCGGCUUCCCUCAUGAUGAUCGCCCAGCAGUUCUUCCAGCACCAGUCCAUCCAGCACCACCAGGAGAGUGAUGAUCUGCUGCUGCUGCCAUCGCUCCCGCUCCACCAGCAACAGCAGCCCAGCAUGAAUCUCAUGAGCUGCUGGAACAUGAUCAAUCAGCAGCAGCAGCAAGGAUGCGAGCAAACACCAAUUCAGCUCGCCCAGUGUGGCAGCGUCGUGGAAGAGGAUGUCACGGCCUACUUGGAUGGAUUCACGCCCCCUGCAACGCCACCACACCAGGAAGAUCAUCAGAAGAAUCACCCAAAGCCGCAGCAGCAAGAGCAACAGCCAGACGAUUGGAUGGAGUACCUGAUGAUGAGCAGUUGCAUCAGCGAUGGAGCGGCAGCUGUAGCCGAGCACCACCCCUCGGAAUCCUCGCACAGCUCCGAGCUCUUCACCCCGGACGACAUCUGGAGGGAGCACUUCGGCCUAAAUCUCAUGUCGAGUAGCUGCUGCUCCAGCGAUCAACAGCAGUGGGAUAUCAGCAGCUUUACCACCGCCGCCGCCACCACGACCACGACCACGACCACGACCACCACCGGAGGAGACGAACACCUCGCCGCGAAUCCACAACACGUAAGUACUACCACUGUCAAUCUUCGUAGCCAGCACCACCAGGAGCAGCAGCAAGAUCGAGGAGGAGCCUUGGAGCAGCUCGUCCAGCUGCUGGUGUCGUGCCUGGACGACAUGGAGAGCGGCCAAGCAUCCCCGGCGAUGGACAAGCUCGCCACUCUCAAGGCCAUGGCGAGCUCAUCCGGGAACGCUGUGGAGAAGUGUGCGUGGUACUUCUCCUCUGGACUGGAAGCUCGGCUCCACAGAAGAGGUGGCGAUGAUCACAGCGAUGGCGACGACGAAGAAGAAGAAUCGCCCUCCUCCUCGCCCAACAAGGCCGAAGCCAUAGCCAUGGCGUACAAGACCCUGACCGAUGCCUGCCCCUAUCUCAAGUUCGCGCAUCUCACCGCCAACCAGGCGCUGCUCGAGGCCACCGAUGGAGCUCCCAAGAUCCACAUUGUCGACUACGGCACCAUGCAAGGCGUCCAGUGGGCGGCAUUCCUCCAGGCAUUCGCGACAUGGCCGGCCAAGAACCCUAGCCCCCGGUCGCUGCGAAUCACUGGCAUUCCCAGCCCCCACCUCGGAUCCAACCCCGCCCCGGCGAUGCUCGCCACGCAGCGCCGCCUCACCGAUUUCGCCAAGCUCCUGGGCGUGGAUUUCCAGUUCUGCCCCAUCCUGGAGCCCAUCCGCGACUUCCAGCCCUCGCAAUCCCUGCGCACCGAUCCCGACGAGGUCGUGGCCGUGAAUUUCGUGCUCCAGCUCGCGCAGCUCCCCGCCCCGGCGCUCAAGCGCGCCUUCUCCCUCGUCCAGCGAUUAAACCCUAGGAUCGUCACGGUGGCCGAGUACGAGGCCAACAACGGCGCUAGCCUGCGCGAUCAGCUGGCCAGCAACGCGCGGUUCUACUCCUCGGUCUUCGAAUCGCUGGACGUGGCGCUGCCUGGCGAUGAUCCACAGCGCAUCACCGCCGAGAGGCUCUUCUUCGGCAGAGAGAUCACCAAGAGCCUGGUGGAGGGAACGAAUUGCGAGUGCCCGGAGAAGCAGCGCGAGUGGCAGCGAUGCAUCGAUGGCGCGGGGCUGUGGAGCGCGGCGCUGAGCCACUACACGGUGAGCCAGGCGCGAUUGCUCCUCUGGCUCUACAACAAGAGUGAGAAUUUCACGCUGCUCCAAGGGCCUGGGAGCUUGUCUCUCGGCUGGCUUGGCACCUCCAUCGUCACCGUCUCGGCAUGGCACUGCUAG